Molecule: messenger RNA, 2815 nt
Organism: Penaeus chinensis
Lineage: Eukaryota; Metazoa; Arthropoda; Malacostraca; Decapoda; Penaeidae
Gene: whd
Product: carnitine O-palmitoyltransferase 1, liver isoform-like
Biological process (GO): carnitine metabolic process; fatty acid metabolic process
Cellular component (GO): mitochondrion
Molecular function (GO): carnitine O-palmitoyltransferase activity
Source: RefSeq, a predicted model, not a curated record
AUAUUGGGGAUCCACACCUCUAUUGCUCCCUUAAUCGCCCUUCGUUUGUCUAUGCGGGAAAGGCAUUGUGGGUCUCCCUAACAGCUGAUCGGGUCCUCUCGCCGCUCAGCCGGAGUUGCUGUAGAAAGUUGGUCGCGGACGGACGUUAACACCAGGCUCGGAGUUCAGCAGCAGGGAUGGCGGAGGCACACUCUGCUGUGGCAUUCUCGUUUGCCAUCACUCACGAGGGUGUUCACGUUAACUAUGAUCGAGAAGUGCUACAUGUCAUCUGGCACUCAGGUGUGCGUUCAUGGAGACGCAGCUUCCGGCGUGUUGUGAACAGCGUACGAUGUGGCGUAUUCCCAGCAACUCUCUCCUCCCUGGCCCUCACCAUCACUGGCUACAAUGCCAUGUAUCUCACCAGAGAUCUACAUAAGUCAGAUAUAGACCCAUCUUUUGGGUUAAUUGACCUUCUUAGAAGACAUAUUAAAUUAGAUGAGCCAGUGAAGGGCAUUGUUUGCUGUACGGUGUCCGGCUUUGCUGUUUGGUUUGGAGUAUUUAUUUUCAUGAAGUAUUCUCUUAGAACCCUGUUCUUGUACAAAGGAUGGAUGUAUGAAGCAAGAGGAAAGGGACGGACAAUGAGUGUAGCAUCACGAUUGUGGUUCCUUGCUGUCAAAAUGAUGACCAAGUUUUCACGACCUAUGUUGUACUCUUAUCAAGGAUCCCUCCCUAGAUUGCCUCUGCCUGCCCUGGAUGACACCAUGAAGCGGUACUUGCGCAGUGUCAGGCCACUUAUGGAUGAUGAAAACUAUGAACGCAUGCAAAAUUUAGCACUUGAGUUUCAAAAAGGAAUUGGAAAGAAGCUUCAAAGGUACCUGUUACUGAAGUCCUGGUGGGCCACCAACUACGUCACUGACUGGUGGGAAGAAUUUGUGUACCUCCGAGGCCGGUCUCCAAUUAUGGUUAAUUCCAACUUUUAUGGCACUGAUGCAAUCCUCCUGCGUCCUACUCGUAUCCAGGCUGCUCGGGCUGCCAAUGUCACCCAUGCUGCUUUCCUUUUCCGAAGACUGGUGGACCGACAACAGCUGCAACCAAUUAUGGUUCAGAACACUGUGCCUCUCUGCUCAUACCAGUAUGAGCGCACCUUUAAUACCUCCCGUGUGCCCGGCAUCCAGACUGACAAAAUCAUCCAUUAUGGUGAUUCAACUCACAUUGCUGUUUACCAUGCUGGACGAUUCUUCAAGAUGCCCUGCUACUACAAGGGAGCCCUUCUAACUCCUCGGGAACUUCAGAUCCAAUUUGAGCGUAUCCUUGCUGAAGAGAGUGUCCCAGAAAAGGGUGAAGCUUACCUAGGGGCUCUGACGGCAGGAGAGCGAAAACCCUGGGCUGAAGCUCGAAUGAGGUUCUUCAGGAAAGGAGUUAAUGCUGCUUCAUUAGAUAUAAUUGAGAGGGCUGCUUUUGUGUUAGUGUUGGAAGAGGAGGAGUGUGAUUAUGAUGAGAAUGACCCAAGCCAGCUGGACAAGUUUGGACGCACGAUGCUUCACGGGAAAGGUUAUGACCGCUGGUAUGACAAGUCCUUCAAUGUGAUAGUAAUGAAGAAUGGAAAGAUUGGUUUCAAUGCUGAACAUAGCUGGGCCGAUGCUUCGAUUUAAGUCAAACUUUGGGAGUACAUUAUGGUAGAAGAUAUCUUUGAGAAUGGAUACGACAGUGAUGGCAACUGCACUGGCAAACCUUGCGACCCUCCCGUCCCAACACGUCUGAAGUGGGAACUCAACCCUGAGUGUAUCCAAGUGAUUGAUAACUCCUUUAGGGUGGCUGAAGCUCUCUUGAAUGAUGUGGACCUAAAGCUAUACAUGCACACACACUAUGGCAAGGGACUUAUGAAGAAGUGCCGUCUCUCCCCAGAUGCAUAUAUCCAGAUGGCUCUACAACUGGCGUACUUCAGGGAUGCUGGGAAGUUUAACUUGACAUAUGAAGCCAGUAUGACCAGGCUGUUUAGGGAUGGAAGAACUGAGACUGUGAGACCUUGCACAAUCGAAUCGGCCGCUUGGGUCAAGGCCAUGGAAGACAAGUCUUCUACGGAUGAAGACUGUGUUACUCUGCUACGUAAAGCCUGUGGCCAACACCAGAGAGGUUAUCAAGAUGCCAUGUGUGGAAAGGGGAUUGACCGUCAUCUUUUCUGCCUCUAUGUCAUCUCUAAGUACCUUGAAGUGGAUAGUCCCUUCCUUAAUGAGGUGUUAUCUGAGCCCUGGCGUCUUAGCACAUCCCAAACCCCCCAUGGCCAAACUAACAGAAUGGAUCUGACGAAGAACCCCGAUUGUAUCAGUGCUGGCGGUGGUUUUGGACCUGUUGCUGAUGAUGGUUACGGUGUUUCCUACAUCAUUGCUGGUGAAGACACGCUGUUUUUCCACAUUUCAAGCAAGAAGAGCUCUCCUGUUACAGAUUCCAAAAGGUUUGCUCGACAGAUUGAGAAGGCUCUUCUGGAUAUGAAGAAUCUGUUUGAGUUGGCACAGAAGAAGUAAAGGCAGAAAUUUACUUACAUUAUAAAGGACUGUUCAUGAUAGUUAUAAUGUAUUCCAAGCUGCUGUAAGGGAAGACUUAACAGUUCAGAUAAUCAUUUUAGCUGAAAUGUUAGUAUUGUGCAAAAUGUGCAAUGAAAGAAUUUUAUUCCUUUUCAUGGAAAGAUGUACAAGCAAGUAAGGAGAGUUUCAAUUUUGCUUUAGCUGACAAGAAUUCAUGUAGUUAUUUUACUUAGCAAGAAAGGUUUUGUAAUACCUUUCUUGUUGAUAGAUUUUUUUUUUUUUUUUUUUUUUUUUUAACCAAUGGCAAUAAUUUA